AUGAUACAUGAACUAGGCACUAGGCAGCUGCAUGAUGGCAGCGCACACAAGCUGGUCUUAGGGUCCAGAGCAAAGCGGCAUCAGAAGAAGAAAAAGAAGAAAGCCGUACCCCGCGACGCUGUACAAAUUACGGCCGUGUCUCCCAGCUUGGCUCAUUCUGCAUCCUGCACACUCAAAAUCGCAAGCAGCAUUCGCUUCCCCUCUGCUGCCUCCACCCCAUCUCCGUCUCUCCUCCGGAUGGCGCCGCAGAAGGUGGUCGUGAAGGUCUCUUCUAUGAGCGACGAGAGGGUGAAGCAGAAGGCCAUGGAAACCGUUGCAGACAUCUAUGGUAUCGACUCAAUAGCCGCGGACCACAAGGAUCAGAAGAUGACGGUGAUAGGUGAUAUGGACAGCGUCGUGAUCGCCAAGAAGCUGCGGAAGUUCGGGAGGAUCGACAUCCUGUCCGUUGGGCCGGCGAAAGAAGAGAAGAAGGAUGAUAAGAAAGGGGAGAAGAAGUGA
Triticum turgidum subsp. durum (durum wheat) is the source of this 498-nucleotide messenger RNA. The record is from the annotation of a GenBank genome assembly. Lineage: Eukaryota; Viridiplantae; Streptophyta; Magnoliopsida; Poales; Poaceae.